AUGAAUGAAGAAGAAGAAGAACAACAAUGGUUUGAGAGUUUGUUUCAAUCUCAAGUUGGUUGUGACAUUGUUUUUAAGGUCAAGUGUGAAAGCUUUAAGGCUCAUAAGGUGAUUCUUGCUGCGAGGUCGCCUGUGUUUAUAGCUCAGUUUUUUGGACAUGUUGGGGAUCCUUGCUUAGAGGAAGUAGUGGUGGAGAAGAUUGAACCCUUUAUCUUCAAGGCGAUGCUUCUCUUCAUUUACUCGGGCAAACUUCCUGAUAUCUAUGAGGUUAUGGGCUCAAUACAUGUGUGCUCUUUUACUGUCAUGGUGCAGCAUCUAUUGGCUGCUGCUGAUCUCUAUAAUCUUGACAGGCUAAAAAUGUUAUGUGAAUCAAAAUUGUGUGAAGAAAUCAAUACUGAGACCGUAGCCACGACACUUGCCCUGGCUGAGCAACACCAUUGUCCACAGCUCAAGACGAUCUGUUUGAAAUUUAUUGCAAAUCCGACAAAUUUGGGAGCUGUAGUGCAAUCCAAAGCUUUUUUGCAUUUAAAAGAGGGCUGCCCUUCAAUGUUAUUAGAAUUGCUGGAGACAUUUGCAUCAGUGGAUGAUAACUCAGGUCAGAAGUUGAGCAGGAAAAGAAGUAGCAGUAGCAUAUAUGGGCAAGAUUUAGCAAAUGGAGGGGCAGCAGAAGCAGCAAAUCCAAAUGGCGGGCGUAAAAGUAUUUUACAGUCUGUAUCUUCAACCCUGAAAAGUUAUGAAACUGUCUGUCAAUACGAGUGAUUAUCGGUUUUCUUUUCACCUGAUUCAUCAACUUUUAUUUGUGAAGUUUCUACCCUUCCUAGUACCUACCUUGUCUCAAAGGGGCUACUUUGGACAACAUUUUCAACUGUAGUCUGACAUUAGACCAGUUCUACAUAUUUAAUGUAUGUUAUAUCAUGUUUGAUGAGUUUAAUAUGAAUACUAGUAAAUAGAUGAUAUAUUUGUUUUUACAAUGAUGUCUUGGAAGGAAACACUUUUCCUUUUGAAGUUAUAUAGAUAGAUGAAUGGUAGACCUAUCCCCAUUUUGUUUCCCCUACAUAGGUAACUAGGUUUUGUUGUGCGACCUUGUCUAUCUGUUAUGUGGAGUGUUCAGACAUGAAAUAGAAUAGAAAGUAAGAAAAUAUUGCAGUUAAGGUGUGGUUUCAUAAGACAGUAGUGCAUGUUUAUUUGUGAAACAAAAUGAAAGCAAUAGUUUUCAUAA
Messenger RNA from Medicago truncatula (barrel medic), 1219 nucleotides. Its product is annotated as BTB/POZ and MATH domain-containing protein 3. The transcript has 4 exons. Gene Ontology annotation, molecular function: protein binding. Lineage: Eukaryota; Viridiplantae; Streptophyta; Magnoliopsida; Fabales; Fabaceae. The record is from RefSeq and is a predicted model, not a curated record. Gene Ontology annotation, biological process: protein ubiquitination. The coding region runs from base 1 to 759 and encodes 252 amino acids.